AUGCUUGGGCUCUGGGAUGGCGGGUUCAUCCGCUCCCGGCUGCUGGCCCUCGUGCUGACGGGAAUCCUGCUCAGUCGCUUCUUCCCCGCCGUGGAUGCAUUGAGAACCGCAGAGGGCUCGCCGUGUGCGGAUGUCUGCCAUAAAUCGUCGUCAAAUACCACCUCGUCCGAGAUUGCGUGUCUGGAUGCAUCCUACAACGCAACAAAAGGAAGGACCUUUGAGAAAUGUGUCGAUUGCCAGUUGCGCAGUACCUACGACAACCCAUCUACCGGGGAAUCGGAUGUCAAUUGGGGUCUAUAUAACCUGCGCUAUGCCUUCUCGACCUGUGUCUAUGGAUUCCCCCACUCGGUUUCGAACGUCUCGUCGCCAUGCCCUGUGGCGUGUGAUGGCAUCCGCCCGGCAAUCGAGUUCGACCUGACGAACCCCAGUUCAUUUAAUUUCGACGCCUGGUGCUCGACGUCGUCAUUUGCCGAUAACAUUGUCAACACGUGCGAGUUCUGCUAUAACCUCACCACGACCCAGGUUUACCUGGCCAACUUCCUCGAAUCUAUUCGGUACAACUGCCACUUCCGCACCACCAGCGGAAAAGCAUUCGACAUCGCGCCCUCUCGGAUCUUCACACAAGUCCUCCUCCCAUCCAGCAUGUCCCUAACAACAUCCACGCCAGGCGGAUCCAACGUAAACCUCCCCCUGGUAAUCGCACUGCCCAUCCUAGGCUUCAUUAUUAUCCUCUGCGCCCUUACAAUCUGCUGCUUCUUCUUCAUCCGCCACCGCCGCAAGCGCAUGCGCCGAAACCGUCACCACAACCACCUGUACAACCGCUGGAACGACACCACCAUCAGCACCCCCAAACAGGGAAACAGUGGCUGGCCCGAGCAGCAGUACCCCUUCGCCAGCGGAGGGUACGGACCUGGGUUCAGCGACUCGGUCGACACCCCAAUCCACGCACCGGGCCCCUGGGCCGAGCAGCAGAUGCAUGCGCCCGGUGGGUAUGGGAAUGGACUCGGGUUUAUGGAUAAUGAUGGCCGGACCCAGCAGCUCGAGUAUGGAUACUAUCAGUCAGGUCUUGCGCAUGGCAGGGCGGAGUCGCCUGCUGUGCAUCCACAGGCUGUGCCGUUGACUGGACCACAUGCGGUCGAGCCGGAAAAGCAUCAAAAUCCACAAUGA
Messenger RNA from Penicillium alfredii, 1167 nucleotides. RefSeq lists its product as uncharacterized. The coding region runs from base 1 to 1167 and encodes 388 amino acids. The record is from RefSeq and is a predicted model, not a curated record. NCBI's taxonomy places the organism in Eukaryota, Fungi, Ascomycota, Eurotiomycetes, Eurotiales, Aspergillaceae. The transcript is spliced from 3 exons.